GCCGCAGCAGCCGCCGCCAUGCCCCUGGCCUUCUGCGGCAGCGAGAACCACUCCGCCGCCUACCGGGUGGACGGGGGCGUCCUCAACAACGGCUGCUUCGUGGACGCGCUCAACGUGGUGCCGCACGUCUUCCUGCUCUUCAUCACCUUCCCCAUCCUGUUCAUUGGAUGGGGCAGCCAGAGCUCCAAGGUGCACAUCCACCACAGCACGUGGCUCCACUUCCCCGGGCACAACCUGCGCUGGAUUCUGACCUUCAUGCUGCUCUUCGUCCUGGUGUGUGAGAUCUCCGAGGGCAUCCUGUCUGAUGGGCUGAGCACAUCCCGCCACCUCCACCUGUACAUGCCGGCCAGCAUGGCUUUCGUGGCUGCUGUCACCUCCGUGGUCUACUAUCACAACAUCGAGACCUCCAACUUCCCCAAGCUGCUGAUCGCCCUGCUUGUGUACUGGGUCCUGGCCUUCGUCACCAAGACCAUCAAGUUCGUCAAGUUCUAUGACCACAACAUUGGCUUCUCGCACCUGCGCUUCUGCCUCACGGGGCUGCUGGUGCUCCUGUACGGGCUGCUGCUUCUUGUGGAGAUCAACGUCAUCCGGGUGCGGAGAUACAUCUUCUUCAAGCUGCCGAGGGAGGUGAAGCCCCCCGAGGACCUGCAGGACCUGGGGGUGCGCUUCCUGCAGCCCUUCGUGAACCUGCUGUCCAAAGGCACCUACUGGUGGAUGAACGCCUUCAUCAAGACGGCCCACAAGAAGCCCAUCGACCUCCGUGCCAUCGGGAAGCUGCCCAUCGCCAUGCGGGCCCUCACCAACUACCGACGUCUCUGCGAGGCCUUCAACGCGCAGGCGCGGAAGGACACUCAGAGCACGCAGGGUGCGCGGGGCAUCUGGUGGGCCCUCUGCCACGCCUUCGGGAGGCGCCUGGUCCUCAGCAGCACUUUCCGCAUCUUGGCUGAUCUGCUGGGCUUCGCGGGGCCGCUGUGCAUCUGCGGGAUCGUGGGCCACCUUGGGAGGACCAGCAACAUGGCCUUCCCGCCACAGACAAAGUUUCUCGGUGUCUACUUUGUCUCAUCCCAAGAGUUCCUCGCCAAUGCCUACGUGCUGGCCGUGCUUCUGUUCCUUGCUCUCCUGCUGCAAAGGACGUUUCUCCAAGCCUCCUACUAUGUCGCCAUUGAAACUGGAAUUAACUUGAGAGGAGCAAUACAGACCAAGAUCUAUAAUAAGAUCAUGCACCUCUCCACCUCCAACCUCUCCAUGGGGGAAAUGACAGCUGGGCAGAUCUGUAACCUGGUGGCCAUCGACACCAACCAGCUCAUGUGGUUUUUCUUCUUGUGCCCAAAUCUCUGGGCUAUGCCAGUACAGAUCAUUGUGGGUGUGAUACUCCUCUACUAUAUCCUUGGAGUCGGUGCCUUAAUUGGGGCAGCGGUCAUCAUCCUGCUGGCCCCUGUCCAGUACUUCGUGGCGACCAAGCUCUCCCAGGCCCAGCGGAGCACACUGGAGUACUCCAACGAGAGGCUGAAGCAGACCAAUGAGAUGCUUCGCGGCAUCAAGCUGCUGAAGCUGUACGCCUGGGAGAACAUCUUCUGCACCCGCGUGGAGGUGACGCGCAGGAAGGAGAUGACCAGCCUCAGGGCCUUUGCCGUCUACACCUCCAUCUCCAUCUUCAUGAACACGGCCAUUCCCAUUGCAGCAGUCCUCAUCACCUUUGUGGGCCAUGUCAACUUCUUCCAAGAGGCCAGCUUCUCACCCUCGGUGGCAUUCGCCUCCCUCUCCCUUUUCCACAUCCUGGUCACUCCACUCUUCCUGCUGUCCAGCGUGGUCCGGUCCACAGUCAAAGCUCUUGUCAGCGUGCAAAAGCUGAGUGAGUUCCUGUCCAGUGCAGAGAUCCGAGAGGAGCAGUGUGCCCCCCGGGAGCCCCCACCCCAUGGCCAAGGCAGCAAGUACCAGGCGGUGCCCCUCAAGGUUGUGAACCGCAAACGUCCAGCUCGGGAUGACUGCCGGGGCCUCCCAGGCCCACUGCAGAGCCUGGCACCUGGGGCAGACGGGGAUGCUGACAGCUGCUGCGUCCAGAUCAUCGGGGGCUUCUUCACGUGGACACCUGAGGGGAUCCCCACGCUGUCCAACAUCACCAUCCGGAUCCCCCGAGGGCAGCUGACCAUGAUCGUGGGCCAGGUGGGUUGCGGCAAGUCCUCCCUGCUCCUCGCCACCCUGGGGGAGAUGCAGAAGAUCUCGGGGGCUGUCUUCUGGAACAGCAGCCUGCCGGACAGCGAGACAGGAGAGGACCACAGCCCAGAGCGGGAGCUGGUGGCCGAUUCAGACGUCAGGAAGAGAGGCCCUGUAGCUUAUGCUUCUCAGAAACCGUGGCUGCUCAACGCAACCGUGGAGGAGAAUAUCACCUUCGAGAGUCCCUUUAACAAGCAACGGUACAAGAUGGUCAUCGAAGCCUGCUCGCUGCAGCCAGACAUCGACAUCCUGCCCCACGGAGACCAGACCCAGAUCGGGGAACGGGGCAUCAACCUGUCUGGUGGUCAGCGCCAGAGGAUCAGUGUGGCCCGAGCACUCUACCAGCAUACCAACGUCGUCUUCCUGGAUGACCCCUUCUCAGCUCUGGACAUCCAUCUGAGUGACCACCUCAUGCAGGCUGGGAUCCUUGAGCUGCUCCGGGAUGACAAAAGGACAGUGGUCCUAGUGACCCACAAGCUACAGUACUUGCCACAUGCAGACUGGAUCAUCGCUAUGAAGGACGGCACCAUCCAGCGGGAGGGCACGCUCAAGGACUUCCAGAGGUGUGAGUGCCAGCUCUUUGAGCACUGGAAGACCCUCAUGAACCGGCAGGACCAAGAACUGGAAAAGGUGGAGACGCUUGGGGGUCAGGAGACUGUGGUGGAGAGUAAAGCCCCAGAGCCUCCCCAGGGCCUGUCCCGAGCCAUGUCCUCCAGAGAUGGCUUCCUGCAGGAUGAGGAAGAAGAAGAAGAGGAGGCUGCCGAAAGCGAGGAGGAGGACAAACUGUCCUCCCUGCUGCACCAUCGUGCUAAGAUCCCCUGGAGAGCCUGCGCCAAGUACCUGUCGUCGGCUGGCUUCCUGCUCCUGUCACUGCUCCUCUUCUCCCAGCUGCUCAAGCACAUGGUCUUGGUGGCCAUCGACUACUGGCUGGCCGAGUGGACCGACAGCACCCUAAGCGCCAGCCCUGGGGCAGCCAGGAACUGCUCCCUCGGCCAAGACUGCUCCCUCGACCAGAGGGUCUACGCAAUGGUGUUCACGGCGCUGUGCAGCCUGGGCAUCGUGCUGUGCCUCGUCACAUCUGUCACCGUUGAGUGGACAGGACUGAAGGUGGCCAAGAAGUUGCACCGCAGCCUGCUGAGCCGCAUCAUCCUGGCUCCUAUGAAGUUCUUUGAGACCACACCCCUGGGAAGCAUCCUCAACAGGUUCUCCUCCGACUGUAACACCAUCGACCAGCACAUCCCGUCCACACUGGAGUGUUUGAGCCGCUCUACCCUGCUCUGUGUCUCCGCUCUGGCCGUCAUCUCCUAUGUCACACCUGUGUUCCUCGUAGCCCUCCUGCCCCUGGCUGUGGUGUGCUACUUCAUCCAGAAAUACUUCCGGGUGGCAUCCAGGGACCUGCAGCAGCUAGAUGACACCACCCAGCUCCCGCUGCUCUCACACUUUGCCGAAACUGUGGAAGGCCUCACCACCAUCCGGGCCUUCAGGUAUGAGGCCCGCUUCCAGCAGAAGCUCCUGGAAUACACAGACUCCAACAACAUCGCCUCCCUCUUCCUCACGGCUGCCAACAGAUGGCUGGAAGUCCGUAUGGAAUACAUUGGUGCCUUUGUGGUCCUCAUCGCGGCUGUGACCUCCAUCUCCAACUCCCUGCAUGGGAAGCUCUCUGCUGGCCUGGUGGGGCUGGGCCUCACCUAUGCCCUCAUGGUCUCCAACUACCUCAACUGGAUGGUGAGGAACCUGGCGGACAUGGAGAUCCAGCUGGGGGCCGUGAAGCGCAUUCAUGGGCUCCUGAAAACAGAAGCGGAGAGUUAUGAGGGGCUGCUGGCUCCUUCACUGAUCCCAAAGAACUGGCCGGACCAGGGGAAGAUUCAGAUCCAGAACCUGAGCGUGCGCUAUGACAGCUCCCUGAAGCCGGUGCUGAAGCAUGUCAACGCACUCAUCUCCCCAGGACAGAAGAUCGGCAUCUGUGGACGCACGGGCAGCGGAAAGUCCUCCUUCUCGCUUGCCUUCUUCCGCAUGGUGGACACGUUUGAAGGACGCAUCAUCAUCGACGGCAUCGACAUCGCCAAGCUGCCGCUGCACACGCUGCGCUCACGGCUCUCCAUCAUCCUGCAGGACCCCGUGCUCUUCAGUGGCACCAUCCGUUUUAACCUGGACCCAGAGAAGAAGUGCUCUGACAGCACGCUGUGGGAGGCUCUGGAGAUCGCCCAGUUGAAGCUGGUGGUCAGAGCGCUGCCCGGAGGCCUUGACGCCAUCAUCACGGAAGGUGGUGAGAACUUCAGCCAGGGCCAGAGGCAGCUGUUUUGCCUUGCGCGGGCCUUCGUGAGAAAGACCAGUAUCUUCAUCAUGGACGAGGCCACGGCUUCCAUCGACAUGGCCACGGAAAACAUCCUUCAGAAGGUGGUGAUGACGGCCUUCGCAGACCGCACGGUGGUCACCAUCGCGCACCGGGUCCACACCAUCCUGAGUGCAGACCUGGUCAUCGUCCUGAAGCGUGGCGCCAUCCUUGAGUUCGACGAGCCUGAGAAGCUGCUCAGCCGGAAGGACAGCGUCUUCGCCUCCUUUGUCCGUGCAGACAAGUGACCUGCUGGAGCCCAAGUGCCAUCCAGCCCGUGCCCUCCCCUGCCCACUGCCUGCCUGCUUUUCUAACUGUAAAUCACCUGUAAAUAAAGAAAAGAUGAAUUCUUUCCUA
Molecule: messenger RNA, 4903 nt
Organism: Erinaceus europaeus (western European hedgehog)
Lineage: Eukaryota; Metazoa; Chordata; Mammalia; Eulipotyphla; Erinaceidae
Gene: ABCC8
Product: ATP binding cassette subfamily C member 8
Exons: 39
Coding region: 19-4794 (1591 amino acids)
Biological process (GO): transmembrane transport; potassium ion transport
Cellular component (GO): membrane
Molecular function (GO): ATP hydrolysis activity; ABC-type transporter activity; sulfonylurea receptor activity
Source: RefSeq, a predicted model, not a curated record